This is a messenger RNA of Umbelopsis ramanniana AG, 3006 nucleotides long. RefSeq lists its product as uncharacterized. The record is from RefSeq and is a predicted model, not a curated record. Gene Ontology annotation, cellular component: nucleolus. The coding region runs from base 82 to 2856 and encodes 924 amino acids. NCBI's taxonomy places the organism in Eukaryota, Fungi, Mucoromycota, Umbelopsidomycetes, Umbelopsidales, Umbelopsidaceae. Gene Ontology annotation, molecular function: RNA binding; protein binding. The transcript has 8 exons. Gene Ontology annotation, biological process: positive regulation of transcription by RNA polymerase I; positive regulation of rRNA processing.
ACAAAACCUAUUGCAAUUUUGUAGAUCAGCAUUGUCAUUCAGUAGAAAACAUUGUAGCUCGCCAACUUAGAUAGAUCAAAAAUGGUUUCGAAGAACUCGGCAUCAGCGGUGAAGAAAUCCAAAGUAAGCGAUCGUUCAGCGAACACAACCGCUGAAAUCACACCCCUCGAGUCCGAGAAGAAGAGGAAGGAUUCACACAUUCAAAAGAAAGACAAGGCUCUAGCUGUCGCCAAUCACAUAACAAAGCCUAAUGGAGUCGAAAAGACGGUUACAGUGUCCGAAAAUACUGUCAAUAAGUCUGAAAAAGCUAGCAGCUUGCAUCAAACGAAGGCUCUUGCUGGAGUGUUGAGUAGAUUCCCCAUUGUCUUCACGAAAGACUCAAAAUAUUUCUUUUGCUGUGUUUCCAAUACCAUCAAAAUUUAUAAUGUCACCUCUGGUGAAGUAGUGAAGACGCUAUCGACAUCCGCUCUUCAAGGCGGUCACCGAGACACCGUCACAGCUUUGUGUCUGAACCCAAAGAAUCCGUUGCAACUGUACUCUGCUAGUUUGGACGGGACAAUCAAACUUUGGGACUAUAAUGACAACAUUCUUUUGAAGACACAUCAAGUCAACCUACCCAUCGAAAACAUGGUCAUUUCACCACAGCACCCAGAAAACGCUUAUAUCGUCACCAGAAGAUCUGGAUCCAAUCCUGAAACCAAAGGAAAAACUGCCGUAUACCGAUAUGCCUUCCAAAAGAGCAACCAGCCUGAUGGCCUUACUCGCAUCACCAAGUCAAAGGAUAGCUCUGUCAUCGCCGUUUCGGCUGAUGGCCGCUUCCUAGCAACUGCUUCUCGCUACAGAAUUUCUAUCUGGGAAAUCACUAAUGAUAAAGAAGUGAGCAAGGAAGAUGUGCGAACGUAUACAUCUCCUGAACUAGUGACUUGUUUAGCAUUCAGCCCCACAGAACCAUGUCUAGCCAUUGGUGACGAGGCAGGAAAAAUCACGUUGUAUUAUUGCUUCACUCCUGAAACCGAGAAAACUCCUGUAACUGCAUUAAUGCAUUGGCACCAUCGUCCUCUCAACACAUUAUCUUUCACAGCUGAUGGCGUGUACUUGCUGUCUGGUGGUGAGGAGCCUGUAUUGGUCAUGUGGCAAUUGGAGACGGGCCACAAGCAGUUCCUACCCAGAGUCGGUGGUGAGAUCAAGUCUAUCACCAUCUCGCCAAAUCAAUCACUGUAUGCACUUAGCGAAGCAGACAACUCUAUCCGGAUCAUCAACGCAGUAUCUCAGCAAAUUGUUCGCAUAAUUCAAGGUUUGCAGUAUGCUCAAGUUGCAUCCAAUACCUAUCCACUUUACACUGGUCUUGUCAUCGAGCCUCGAAAUCAUCACGUCGUUAUGAACGGUGUUCCCGGCAACAUCCAGUUCUAUAACCCAUACUUGGACUCACAUGUGUUAGAUUUGGAAGUUGCGCCGAUUACCAGAAUAUCUCGCCCAGAUGAAAAUGAGCUCAUUUUCUCUCUUGUGAGACAUGUUGCUUUCAUGGACGACGGCUCGUGGAUGGCUACAAUUGAUUCACGCGACGAUAAUGUCACUACACCAGAGCUCUAUCUCAAGUUUUGGGCCUGGGAUCCUGAUGCGCAAUCGUAUAUUUUGAAGACUAGAGUAGACUACCCACACUCUGCAGAUAUUACAUCCUUAUCCUUCAGACAUGGCUCUGAUUCUGAUGUAUUGAUGGCUAUCACAGCGUCCGCGGACAAAACAUUCAAAAUCUGGCAUUUGACGAAUGAUCUUGGGCGUCAUCAUGCAAGCAGUGAAGCAUCCUGGGCUUGUCGAUCAGUUGGCUUUUAUCGAGAUAAUACACCAACCGUCACUUCCUUCUCACAAGAUGGAAGUAUGCUUGCUGUUGCCUUUGGUCAGGUUUUGACUAUUUGGGAUCCAAUUGCAAAUAACAUCCAAGGUACCUUAGCCCUUCCCCCACAGCAAUGUCAUAUUCAACGAUUAGCAUUCCUGGGCAGUACACCGUUCAUCGCUGUUGUCACAAAGUCUCACUUGUAUGUCUGGAACUUGCUCACUUGUACAGUGUGGUGGAGUUACAAUAUGUCGAUUGAUCAUCUCGCAGUAGAUCAACAAACUGGUGUAUUCGCUGUGGUCUGCAAUGCUCAGGACAGCAAGGAGUCGCGAUUCAUUGUCUUUGAGCCUACUUCUCCCGUUCCAAAGUUCGUGCAUACAGCUUCUGAAAUAUGCAAGGCGAUUGCAUGGAUACCUGUGGAGAACCAUGAAGUCAGCAAUUCUUUAUUGUCCUCCAACAUCGUGUACUUAAACCAAAACUGCGAUCUGCAAGUAUUGCACGCAUCUGGUGAUGACUUGGAAGUGGAGCAAGAGCUUGAAGGCGCCAAAUUGCUCAAGGGUAAUACGGAACGAUCGUUCUUUGCUGACAUUUUCGGCAAGUCUAACAAGUCUGCGGAAGACCGUCGAUGGGAUCAACAACGGGUUGAAACAGCUGAAGCUCUGCGACAAGAAGCAGCAAGUGCUCCAAGAAGCCGUGCUACAGCAAGAACUAAGCAAGGAUCGGAGUCUACCUUUUUGGAUGCGCCAAGCCAUGUUAUACAAAGUGUGGAUAGCAUUUUUGAGCUCUUCAUGGAUUCUAUUAUGCCCAAGCGACCCGAUGCUGAAGAUCGAGAUGCGGAAAUGGACGAAACCGAUGAGGUAGAAACUGCUUCCCACACGGAAUCGGAGGCUGGAACAACUUUCGAUAUGAUGGCAGCCGCUGUGCCGUUGUCCGUUCAAGAGGCCGAUCAAGACAUUGAACUUGUCCCCGUGUUCGACUCUUUGAAUGAAUUUUUCACCAAGACUGCAGGUUUAGUUGAACAUUAAUGGAAAGGUCAACGGCGCAGUUCAAGUUGAAGAGGAAUCAUCAUCUGAUGAGGAUAGUGAAGAGGAUACAGCAGACAUAGAAUGGUAAAUCGUAAAGCAUCUCCACACACCAUGUACAUUCACACUUAGAUCCUGUAGUUAUAUGUCGGG